GUAGAGAAAAUGUCGAUGCAGCUGAUGAUUCCAUUGCUCCCCUGCAUUCAAUCAAGAGCCUGUGUAUGUGGUGAGGAGAAAAUGGGAUAACCAAGCUCCUCUUAACUCGCAUUCCCCAUUUUUAGGAGGUAUGAUGACAAAUCUACAUUAUAGACAUAUUGAAUCUCUCUCACCUGGAUAACCAAGCUCCUCUUAACUCGUAUUCCAGAUUUUUUACCAAGUGCUAUCAAGCAACAUACACCCCUAUCCCAGGGACAGGCGAGUUCCAGGAGAAGCCUAUUUCCAGAACAGGCAUCUCCUGGUACAUUGACAGGCGUUUUACGUCUCUACCUCUCUCUCUAAGUAAAAUAAUAUAUAUCUUGAACCCAGGUUUACAUGGGGCUUUUAGGCCUAGUUUUCGAGCCCAAAACCUCUGUCCUCCAACCAUCUACUCCAUCAUUUUCUCUCUCCAGGUCACUUCCUCCCCCUUCCUCGUUCCAUUAUCUCUCACAGAGACCACAGAACUAUACACCCUCUCUAAAACUAGUUAACCCAAUGCCUAAAGCUUUCAAAGCUUUAGCAUUUGCCCCAGAUUCAGAAAGUGGGCGCUUAAAGAACGAGGUGGAAGAGAAUUUGCAUAUUCGACGAAAGAAAUUGGCAGUUUUUGUCUCAGGAGGAGGGUCCAAUUUCAAAUCUUUGCAUGAGGCCAGCCUUCAAGGUAGAAUCCAUGGAGAAGUUUCAGUGGUGGUCACUGAUAAACCUGGUUGUGGGGGUUCAGAAUAUGCAAACGAAAAGGGAAUCCCAGUUGUUUGCUUUCCCAGGAGGUCAUCUUUACCCACUGCGUUAUCUCCAUUUGAUCUUAUAACUCGUCUCAGGGAAUUCCAGGUUGACUUUCUUCUCCUUGCUGGUUUUUUAAAGCUUGUGCCUGUUGAGCUGGUUCAAGCAUAUCCAAGAUCCAUAUUGAACAUACACCCGUCUCUUCUUCCAUCUUUUGGUGGCAAAGGAUAUUAUGGUUUGAAGGUGCACAAAGCUGUUAUUGCAUCUGGAGCCAGAUAUUCUGGUCCAACUAUACACUUUGUAGAUGAACAUUUUGAUACAGGCCGUAUCCUUGCUCAGAGGGUUGUACCUGUGUUGGCAAAGGAUACCCCAGAGGAAUUAGCUGCUAGGGUUCUUCAUGAGGAGCAUCAACUGUAUGUGGAAGUGGUCGAGGCAUUGUGUGAAGAACGCAUAGUUUGGAGGAAUGAUGGAGUGCCUCUCAUACGCAUCAAAGGCAGACAGGAUGAGUAUUGGUGACCGAGGCUGUUGAAUGUGGCUAUUUUUUGUCAGGUUUAAGGAGGCUAAUUUUUGUUUUGCUUUCCAUCCCACAGACGAGCUACCUACCCAUAAAGUUACUUUUUCAAGGGUUGUGUACUAUUUGUUAUUUUCCUUUUGGUAUUAUAUCACAAAUUCUCAUCCAAUGUUUGUCAUACGGCAACGAUGUCACUUGACCCUGUAAAUGGGGUCCUUUUUUGUAUACCCCUUACUCUUAAUACAAGUUAUCUUCUCUCAA
Amborella trichopoda is the source of this 1528-nucleotide messenger RNA. RefSeq names its product Formyl transferase. Gene Ontology annotation, cellular component: chloroplast; cytoplasm. NCBI's taxonomy places the organism in Eukaryota, Viridiplantae, Streptophyta, Magnoliopsida, Amborellales, Amborellaceae. Gene Ontology annotation, molecular function: phosphoribosylglycinamide formyltransferase activity. The record is from RefSeq and is a predicted model, not a curated record. Gene Ontology annotation, biological process: 'de novo' IMP biosynthetic process.